AUGAGCCACGAUGCUGCUGUCCUGGCCUUGCUGACCGACUCGUUCUGCCCCUGCCAUGGAAAUAAAGAAGUGUUCUCCUGCCGAGGUAUCCUUCUGGCUGUCCAGUGGUUUUGGGACAGGGGACACAAGGAUAUUACAGUCUUUGUGCCAUCCUGGAGAAAGGAGCAGCCACGACCAGAUGUACUUAUAACAGACCAGUACAUUCUCCGUGACCUUGAAAAGAAGAAAAUUCUGGUCUUCACUCCUUCCAGACGGGUUGGAGGGAAGCGUGUUGUCUGUUACGAUGAUCGGUUCAUUGUGAAACUGGCACAUGAGUCUGAUGGCAUCGUGGUGUCCAACGACACCUACCGGGACCUGCAGAACGAGCGUCCUGAGUGGAAGAAGUUCAUUGAGGAGCGCCUGCUGAUGUACUCCUUUGUGAACGACAAGUUUAUGCCUCCAGAUGAUCCUUUAGGGCGACAUGGCCCCAGCCUGGAUAACUUUCUCAGAAAGAAACCUUUGGUGCCAGAACACAAGAAACAACAGUGCCCUUAUGGGAAGAAAUGCACUUAUGGAAUUAAGUGUAAAUUCUACCACCCUGAAAGGAUCAAUCAGCCCCAGCGCUCAUUAGCUGAUGAACUCCGAGCCAAUGCAAAGUCGUCUCCUACCAGUACCAGUGCCUUGGAUGACAAAAAGGGCAAAAGAGGUUCCCAGGCAGAGCUCUUGUGCUCUGUGCCCACAGAGAGUGAUAAAAGCUCCCUGCAGAAGGUCUCUGCAGAGUGGAAAAGCUCGGCCCACAAAACAAAGCCCAAUGAUGCUCCAGUGCAGGUCAAAGGCUGCGUGUCAGGCAGUGUCCCUCCCAGCAGUGGGAGCCACAGGUCCUCUGACAGGUACCAGCAGCCUCACAUGGACUCUCUGUCUUACCUCUCUCAGGAGCAUCUUGACUCAGGCAUUGGGUCUCUGGAGAACCAACUGUCUGACAUGUGGCCUUACAGAUCUGCCAGUCACUGUGACCAUUCCCAGGCGGACCCGGUGGCAGUCUGUGCCUGCUGCCGGCAGAGACCCGUCUACCCACACUCUCCCAGCUUAGAGCAAAAUGGUCUGGUCCCCUACAAGCCUGGUUCCCACAAAUCCUCUUCCUCUGGUUCUAGCUUCAUGCAGUACAGCCCUGAGCUCUCUCACUCGGGCCCCCCUCGCUCUUUCCCAGGCUAUGCAGUGCCCGUGGCCGGUGCUGGGCAGCACAGCCUGCCUGCCGAGUACGGCGCUGCGCCGCACUCCCGCGACUUCUGGUCUGAGCCCUACGCGCUGCCUCAGGUGAGACCCCCGGCUGUGCGGGACCCCCGCCCCGUGCCCAGGGCCCCAGGGGCAGCCUAUGGGGACUCCUGCCAGUGGGCUGUGUCUGACCAGUUUGCAGAGGAGCGAGCCAACGUGCAUGUCAAGCUGUGUGGCAUAUUCCAUCCCCACCUGGUUGAUGCUGUGAUGAGCCGCUUCCCUCGGCUCUUGGAUCCCCAGAAGUUGGCUGCCGAGAUCCUGACCUACAAGUCUCAGAACCCAGGUAUCUGA
Molecule: messenger RNA, 1542 nt
Organism: Chaetura pelagica (chimney swift)
Lineage: Eukaryota; Metazoa; Chordata; Aves; Apodiformes; Apodidae
Gene: ZC3H12A
Product: zinc finger CCCH-type containing 12A
Exons: 5
Coding region: 1-1542 (513 amino acids)
Biological process (GO): 3'-UTR-mediated mRNA destabilization; nuclear-transcribed mRNA catabolic process, RNase MRP-dependent
Cellular component (GO): cytoplasmic ribonucleoprotein granule; nucleus
Molecular function (GO): metal ion binding; mRNA binding; RNA endonuclease activity
Source: RefSeq, a predicted model, not a curated record